Messenger RNA from Ochotona princeps (American pika), 1447 nucleotides. Its product is annotated as sesquipedalian-1-like. Gene Ontology annotation, biological process: endosome organization; retrograde transport, endosome to Golgi; receptor recycling. The transcript has 2 exons. Lineage: Eukaryota; Metazoa; Chordata; Mammalia; Lagomorpha; Ochotonidae. Bases 557 to 1222 code for a protein of 221 amino acids. Gene Ontology annotation, cellular component: recycling endosome; early endosome; trans-Golgi network. The record is from RefSeq and is a predicted model, not a curated record.
GCUCGCAAGCCUCGGGGGAGAACCUGGGGCGCGUUCUACUUAAAAGGAAGCCCGGGGUCAGCGGGAGGAGAGAUGGGAGCGGAGACCAGGGCUUCCUUCCCCAGUGCAGUUCUCCGCCUGCCUCCUACCGACCAUUCGCCCCACGCUCCCGCCAUCUCACUGGAAUUCCUGCCUCCACUCGUCCACUGUCGGCGGGAUCCCCCUGCCAGCCCGAGGUGCGGCCCUGCCCUUCUUGCUGGGGGAAACCUGGCCCACCAAGGCCGCUUUCAGGAAGAACUCAGCUCGCUUUAGGACCCAGGAGGAAAUCAGUUGCUCCCCGCCUAUCCCCAGAGCAAGUUCCUGGUUUCUGAGGUGGGACAGCCACCCGGGGAGAGGUGACAUUGGUACCGGUGCCCUGUGGCCAGGCCAGACGCUCCUGUGCCUGCUCUCAGGUAGGCAUGAUAAAGGGCACCGAGAGACACCCCAGCGGGGAGAUGAAGCCCGACCCCCGGCAAGCCAGGACCGGGGCCCCCUGCCCAGGUGGUAGGCGGGAGGGUCCCCUCCCGUCUGGAGCGCCAUGAAACUGCACCGCAGGUCUGUGCUGAGCUUCUUUCAGGGGUACAGCACCCAGGCUCCAGACCAGGAGGGCCUCCUGCUCAAGAAGGGGUCCCGGAAUUCCAGCUACCAGCGCCGCUGGUUCGUCCUGCGGGGGAACCUCCUCUUCUACCUGGAGCGCCGGCAAGACCCCACACCCCUGGGCCUUAUCCUCCUGGAGAACUGCCAGGUGCAGCCCCGCAGCAAGGCCGCUGAGCCCUUUGCCUUCAGCAUCCUGACCCCGGGGGCCGCGGAGGGCGCGGGCGGGCGGGCCUACAGGCUGGCUGCAGAGACCCAGGAGGAACUGGGGGCCUGGUUGCAGGCUCUGGCUGGGGUGAGCUGGAGGCGGCUGGCCAGGUUGCUCCCGGUGGUGGAAGCCCAGUACCGGGCACUGUGCCAUGCAGCUGGCCAAGAACCCAGCUCGCCCGACAAGGACUGCGGGUUUGCAGCCAUCACCAGCCCCACUUCCAGCUUCCUGGAGCUGCAUGAGCGCUUCGGGGCACCAAUCCGGCUGCUGCUGGGGACACACAGAGGACCCCAGAGAGCCAGGGACGGAGACAGCAGGUCCCAGGCAGAGGCGGAAGAGCAGCAGGAGCCCAGCCCAUGUUUGCUGCGUGACUCAGAGGCAACCAAAGGCCAAGCACCCUGACAUUGCCCAGCGGCCUCACCAGAAAAACCCAGGCCCUGGUCUCCUACCACCUCCUCCCUAAUCCUCCUUCCCAGCCCCUCCAUCAAAUAACAAGGCAGGAGACAGGCCCAGGGACAGCAGGUUCUUUUCCGAUUCCUCAAAGCGCCGCAAGGGGUGGGGCAGAGACAGAAAAUGUAAACAUCAGGUUCCACCCCCUGAAGGCCAAGGAAAGAACCCUUCCUUGGG